AAAUAAGCUAUUAACUCUAUUAAAUUUAGUGUGACAAACGUGAAAAAGAGAGAAAUUAAAGAUAAUGGGAAAAGGAGGAAGUGUUGGUGAAGUUGCCUCUCUUUCAGAGAACAGGGCUGCUUGGCUAUAUGGAGUUAAUGAUCUUAGGAUUCUUCCUUUUGAGCUCCAUGCUCUCGGACCUAAAGAUGUGAGAGUAAGAAUGAAGGCUGUUGGAAUUUGUGGGAGUGAUGUGCAUUAUUUAAAGACAAUGAGCUGUGGUGAUUACCAUGUGAAAGAGCCUAUGGUGAUCGGUCAUGAAUGUGCUGGGAUUAUUGAAGAAGUCGGAAGCGAGGUCAAUUCACUCGUUCCGGGGGAUCGAGUAGCUCUUGAGCCCGGGAUUGGUUGUUGGCAGUGUAACAGGUGCAAAGAAGGGUCUUACAAUCUCUGCCCUGAUAUGCGCUUCUUUGCUACCCCUCCUAUUCAUGGAUCUCUUGCUGAUCAGAUUGUGCAUCCUGCAGACUUAUGUUUCAAGCUGCCUGAAAAUGUCUCAUUGGAAGAAGGGGCAAUGUGUGAGCCAUUAAGUGUUGGUGUGUAUGGUUGUCGCCGAGCUAAUGUUGGUGCUGAGACUAAUGUUUUGAUCAUUGGUGCUGGACCAAUUGGCCUUGUCACAUUGCUGUCAGCUCGUGCUUUUGGUGCUCCUAGAAUAGUAGUAGCAGAUAUGGAUGAUCACCGUCUCUCUGUUGCAAAGAGCCUUGGUGCUGAUGGAGUUGUUAAAGUUUCAUCGACUAUAGAGUUUGUCUCAGCAGAAGUGGAUGAGAUAAAGAAAAUAAUGGGAAAAGAUAUAGAUGUAACUUUGGAUUGUGCUGGUUUUGAGAAAACUGUGUCAACUGCUUUCGGUGCUACUCGUAGUGGUGGUAAGGUGUGUUUGAUUGGAAUGGGUCAUUGCAAUAUGACUGUUCCUCUUACACCAGCUGCAUCAAGGGAAGUAGACGUGUUGGGUGUUUUCCGAUACAAGAAUACAUGGCCACAAUGUAUAGAGUUCAUAAGCACCGGGAAGAUUGAUGUGAAACCUUUGAUUACUCACCGAUUUGGAUUCACUCAAGAAGAUGUGGUGAAGGCUUUCGAGACUAGUGCUAAGGGUGGCAAAGCUAUUAAGGUCAUGUUCAACCUUUAGAGGAUCAACGGAUUAGGGCAUUAGUUGAUUAGUAUUUUGACUAUUUUCACCAGAACAAACAAUAAAGUGUAUCCUACUUUUUUAGGAUCUCUAAGAUACAGUUGUAAAUUAAGAUUUUGAUUAUGUAACGAGUUUCCACAAAUAAAUUUUCUAUUCUUAGUAAUUUUCAUCCAUGAAGGCCUGAGUAUGUUGAUCAUUAGCUACAUCAUC
Chenopodium quinoa (quinoa) is the source of this 1363-nucleotide messenger RNA. Its product is annotated as sorbitol dehydrogenase-like. Bases 65 to 1153 code for a protein of 362 amino acids. Gene Ontology annotation, molecular function: zinc ion binding; oxidoreductase activity, acting on the CH-OH group of donors, NAD or NADP as acceptor. The record is from RefSeq and is a predicted model, not a curated record. The transcript has 6 exons. NCBI's taxonomy places the organism in Eukaryota, Viridiplantae, Streptophyta, Magnoliopsida, Caryophyllales, Amaranthaceae.